Molecule: messenger RNA, 3552 nt
Organism: Pleuronectes platessa (European plaice)
Lineage: Eukaryota; Metazoa; Chordata; Actinopteri; Pleuronectiformes; Pleuronectidae
Product: bcl-2-modifying factor
Exons: 4
Coding region: 190-684 (164 amino acids)
Biological process (GO): negative regulation of autophagy; positive regulation of apoptotic process; apoptotic process
Cellular component (GO): myosin complex
Source: RefSeq, a predicted model, not a curated record
ACGUCGGCGAAAAGAAACGAGCGCCGCGGCAGAGCUGCUCCACAGAAUGGACGCGGACGAGGAGCCGACACGGACUUAACCCACUUCACUGAGCAGGAUACUGAGCCCACUGCCCCCAUCCCCCCGAACACUAUCCUCACACAACACCGAGGUCCGGCUGGGUGGUUGCUUUUCUCCUAGUGCCCUCUUAUGGACGAUGAGGAGGAUGAUGUCUUUGAGCCAGACCCCCACUGCUGGCGCACCCCCUUCAGGGAUAUAAAGUGUGAAGACCGGGGCACACAGACACCUGGCCCGGGCCUGGCACUGCACAACGGCAUGCUGCCGUGUGGAGUCGCAGAUGAGCCCAGACCACUCUUCUACGGCAACGCAGGUUUUCGAUUGCACUUCCCGGCACACUUUGAGCUUUUUGGGGAUCAGGAAGCGAGGCGGCAAGAAAGCCAAGAGGAGCGAAACGGGAUGGAGCAGCUUCCCCGGCAGCAGCAGCCUGUGGCGCACAGUGUGGAGGCCUGCAUAGGCCAGAAACUCCAGCUGAUAGGAGACCAGUUUCACCGGGAACACCUACAACUGUAUCAUCGAAACCAAAGGAAUCGGGGGCCGCUGUGGUGGCGCCUGGCCGCGGCUCUGCUCAGCCUUCUGUUUGACAGGGGGCUCCUCGCCGGAGGAGGCGGAGCAGGACGGAGGUGAGGGGAUGUCUUCCUCUUGUGUCCCUUUACUUCAUCUCUAUGAGGAACUGGACUCCUAAUGGCACUGUCGAAUCUAACACGGGUCUGUUUUUUGGGGGGCGAAAGAAUGGAGACAAAAGGUCACCGCGGGACGGAGACAACCAACUUUUAUAAAAGAAAAGGUUGUGUAAUUUUUUUCUUUCCAAGAAGAUGCCAUGAUUCUCCGAGAUUCCUCUACGGGACAAUGUUCAUAUUUUCAUAUACGUGUGGCGUAUUGGUUUUGUACAGUACUUCGUUCUUGUUAAUUUUUUUGCACUUCAACAUGUAUCCAUCUUAAAUGACCUCCACAGACCCUGGGAAUGCCUUAUUCAAUGUCUUCUGCCAGAAAGAGUAUUGAGCAAUUACGACAGGCGAGAUGAGAUGGUUAGGAAAUGUGGUGUGAGGUUUAUUUUUUUCUUUCUUUUCGAAGAUUCCCAGCAUCAGUCAAGUUGAUUUACUAAUUUUCCAAAGAGGCAACUUCUCAGAACAAAGCAUUUUGCACCCCACCUCAAUGGAAAAUUUUCUCUUUUAAUUUUCUUUUACUUUUUUCUUUGUUUUCUUUGUCCCCCAUCCACUUCAGUGUGGCGCUAAGUUUGAAUAUCAUCCCUCAGCAACCUUCACAACAUUGGGAACAAAGAAAAGUUGACGCACGUGACUAAGUCAGCACACCAGUAACUGUGAUCUAAAUAAUAUGUUCAGAGGAAGAAUUCAUUAGUCAUCUGCUACAUGUCAAACCAUUAGGUCAUUAGUUGUAAAAAAGUUUCGGGGCGGAGUCUCGAACAACAUCACCCACUGGUCUAACAAGCCUGGUGACUGCCAGCAAACCCCACAACAACAGACUCAAAGGAAAGAUGCUGUUAUCACAAUUAGGAAACAGUGGUGGAAAGUAACUGAGUUCAGUUAUGAGGUAGAUGUACUUGACUUAAGGAUUUCAAUAUUAUACAACUUUAAACGUUCACUGCUUCUUAGUAGUAGAAGUUCUUGUUUCACAGCCUUAGGUCCUGGCUGGUUUUUAAUAUGGAGAUUUUACACAAUGAAUAAUAUAACAUUUAAAAUACAAAAAAAUGUUUAACCUUAAACUGAAAUUUAGAUUCUGAAGUCUUCAAAAAGUUGAUGUGUUGCCACAUUUCAGUUAUUUUUUAAUUUCAAGAUAUGUUCAAAUGAUCGGUUAUCUCACCAAAAUAAGAUACAAAUUAAAAAGUAAAAGUAGAAAAUAGGAUAAGAUAAAACUUUUAUGCUACUUCUUUCUUUUCCCAUUAACCAGGUGAUAUAUAGAGAUGUUUGACUAUUAGAUUGAUCCAGUGACCCUGUUCAUAAAACUGUACAUAAAGCUACACCAGUAACAUGCGGCUUCAAUAUUAAUACUGUAAUGAUAUCAAACAACAUAAUAUAGACCAAAACCACCACUUUUACUUAAAUUGUUUAAUACACUGUGCUGCUUAUUCUGUUGCUUUUGUAUUUUUACUUAAGUAGCAUUAUUGUAUUGCAUCCAAAUAAAGUAGCUGAAAACCUCUUCCACCGCUGAGGACUAAUGAUACUGCAAACAAAUAUAUUUAGUACAAAACCUGUUGUUAGCUGUAAUUAAUAGGUUUUACAUCAAUUUAUAAGAACUUUAUUCCCGUAGGAAUCAGACAUAGUUCAUUUGGUUUUCACAUUGAUUCCCGUUUUUCAAUGGGUGUCUGUUACUGUACAAUGCAGAGGUAGGUCCAUUUAAUGCAUAUGAAUUAGCUAUCUGUUAUUCAGUAAUGUCCUGUGGGCACUGAACAGAUAUUUAGAUUCAAGUUGAGGUGUGCUGUCUUUUUUGUGCGAAAAACUUUUGAAGCACUGUGCAUUAAAUUACAAUAUUAGAGGAUUUAGAUGUUUGAGCAAAGUAACAUUUAUUUUCCCCAAAAUAACACAACUGAGAUAUUUUGACCAAGUCUGCCUUCAUGAUUCCCCCCCCCCCCCCUUUAGUUUUAGCUGUGUUCUUUUCAUGUGAUUGUUUUCAGACCUCCAUGCCCUUGAAGUGGAGCUGUGGAUCCACUGUUUUUGCACUAGACUUUUCACCCUUCAGGAGCUCAGAUUGUUACCAGGCUAACCUCUGUCUUGCGUGAAGGUUUUUCUGUUACGACUCGUCUUCAUGCCACAACAUUUCAGACUUACUCAUUCGCAUGGCCAAUCAAUUUCCGAGACCCGGCUGAACACAGUUUGGGAAUCUGGAUUGGACUCAGAAAGUUCAUGCACCAACCCUUUCGGGCUACAACAGCGCCACCUGCCUCGGUUGAAAGGUUUUCAAAGUUCGGGGUUGCUUUACACCGCCUGUGCGUGUUCUGAACACCAAACAAUGCUCCCUAUUCAAUCUGUGAAACAGAAUCUCCCCCCUCAGGCAACCUGUACAGGCUUUUUACAUCAUGUGAUAUCCUGACGGGUGAUCUUAUAUUGUGUUUGGUGCUUAGAACCAGAUUGGGGACAUUUUCUUUUAAUAUACUCAGUAUAACCACCACUGACUCAGCAGACAACCAGUCUCUGAAAUGAAACAAAAGUGAAAAAGACUGUAAUUAUUGUUGAAUUAUGAAUAUGUUUAAAGACACUGUUGAAGAUGCUGUUUGUUGUAUGUUUUCCAUUGCUGAACCCUGGCCAAUGUUUGGACCCGAGGAGCAGUACAUAUCAGGGGUCUGUAAUUACUUGCUCCUUACAAUGUGUCAAGUUUAUCACUGCAUAAUUAGGGUUUCCUCUCAUUUUCUUAAAGAUGUCUCAGGGACAGACUUUGUGGGCUACUGGUAACCUUGAGAAUCUGUUACACGUUUGGAAGGAGAGCUGCGUUUUUCACCCGUUUAUUUAUGGCGAACCCCCCCCCCCCCCCCCCCCCCCC